AUGGAGCGCAGGAACACCGAAGGGGCGUCUGGAAAGCCGCCGUGGCGUCGUCGUUCCUUCUUCCACUUGAUUCGCGAUGAGCUCGGAGAAGGCGCGUUGCCAUUGCACAGCCGGAGAAAAUGGUCACGGGGCCGCCGCAGAAGGCUGCAACACCCGCGCUUUCCCCAGCAGAGGGCCCUCCGCGCCGCGCCGCCAGAAGAGCUCGGGGAAGGCAACCUCGCGCUGCCGUUGCGUGGCCUCAGGAUUUGA
Miscanthus lutarioriparius is the source of this 249-nucleotide messenger RNA. The record is from the annotation of a GenBank genome assembly. NCBI's taxonomy places the organism in Eukaryota, Viridiplantae, Streptophyta, Magnoliopsida, Poales, Poaceae.